Messenger RNA from Dicentrarchus labrax (European seabass), 1357 nucleotides. RefSeq names its product thiosulfate sulfurtransferase like domain containing 3 (gene tstd3). Gene Ontology annotation, molecular function: thiosulfate-cyanide sulfurtransferase activity. The coding region runs from base 279 to 803 and encodes 174 amino acids. The transcript is spliced from 4 exons. Gene Ontology annotation, cellular component: mitochondrion. The record is from RefSeq and is a predicted model, not a curated record. NCBI's taxonomy places the organism in Eukaryota, Metazoa, Chordata, Actinopteri, Moronidae.
GUAAAUAUGGGAGCUGCUUUGGCAAAAUACUGCGUAUAUGUCUUCUUGUGUGGUCUGACCUUUGAAAUAUUAGGCUAAUGACUGCCUUUGAGUUCGACAAGAAGUCAAAGGAGAGAGUACUUUUGUCCUUUAGGUGUUCCGUACUUCUGCGCACGCGCAGGUCAUUGUUGGCACGGUGAACGUGAGGAGUGUGGGUUUAAUGGUCGUCUAACGCAGUAUUACUGCGUAAUUAAGGGUUUAUGUUGACAGUGUGUUAACAUAGGGUGUAACUAUCACAUAUGGCUCUCAGGAGGUGUUGGAGGCUUCCAGGUGUUGUCCCGCGGCUGUUAUGGACCAGCACCGUCCAGCCUGGGGCUUCCGUCCCGGGAGGACGAAUGUCUGUGUCCAGUCUUGGCAAAAAUCACCCCGGUUGCAAAACUACAGAGUUGCUGCUCCGCAGGUUCAGUUCAGGGCCACCGAGCACUGAUGUGAGUUAUGACCAGCUGAAACAACUGCUAGCUGGCCGGAAGUCUGUAGUUGUAGAUGUCAGAGAGCCCUGGGAGCUCAGGGAGUACGGCUUCAUCCCCGGUUCAAUUAACGUUCCCCUGGGACAGGUGAACACCGCCCUCCAGCUGAGUUCUGAAGAGUUCAAAGAAAAGUAUGGUGAUGAAAUGCCCCAGCAGACAGAUAACAUCGUGUUCACCUGUCUGGCAGGGGUCAGGAGCAAGAACGCACUCAACACAGCCGCCUCGCUGGGUUACAAACAUGUUCAGCAUUACCCGGGUGGAUGGCAAGACUGGGUGAAAAAUGAACAACAUAAGUGAUCCAGGGAUAAUGGAACAGAAAAAAACUAUAUCAUUAUUAUUUAAAGCGCUUUUAAAGAAAUUACUCAAGAUGAGACUGGAAAGUGAGAAUGCAUUACAAACAAUCUUGCAAAGGGUUUUUAAAAAGUUCAUUCACUUUUCUGUUGUUUUUAGAGCCAGUGAUCCUCACCUGUGAAUCCCAAAGACUGAAACCAGAGGACUCAGCGCACAUGAGCAAUCACAUGUCUGCUGCUAAAAAAACUAAUGCAAUAUUACUUGUAAAAUGGUUUAAGAACUAUUUCUAAACCCUUUACAACUUCCAAACACACAAAUAUAUAACCAGUGACUGUUAUAUUACUAGAAAUAAUAACAGAUAAUGAAGUGCUAAAGUCUUCAGGCUAUCUAUGCAAAUGACUACUUUAAUGUGUAUGAUUGUCUUUCAUUGUAUAAUAUGAACAGUUCAACAUUUCAUGAUGAUUUAUUGUAAAUAUUAAAGAGCUUGUUGCUCAUAGAGGGAACUGUCAGUGCAGUUGUUGCCAACAUCACUCAAUAAAUAAAAUUAUAGGUUUGAUUAA